This is a messenger RNA of Colletotrichum gloeosporioides, 345 nucleotides long. RefSeq lists its product as uncharacterized. The record is from RefSeq and is a predicted model, not a curated record. Bases 1 to 345 code for a protein of 114 amino acids. Lineage: Eukaryota; Fungi; Ascomycota; Sordariomycetes; Glomerellales; Glomerellaceae. The transcript has 4 exons.
AUGUUCAUCUUCCCAAUCCUCCCCCUCCUUGUCGUCGGACUUUCUACCACCGCGCUGGGUGAUAAGCACCGCCUAUGUGCUUGUACAAAUACCGAAGGCAACGCCAUUGAUGACACCCUUACCUCGACUGCUACUGAUAACAAAGGAAGUUUUGUCAUAAGCCUGAAAGUCUGGACCGCGGAUGAGGGAGCACCUCUUGCAGGAAAAUAUGCGCAUACUAUCGACGGAUGUUUUCUCGGAUCGCGUAGCUGCGACGACAGCUUUAUCGGAGGAGAUGAGAUGAAUGGCCUAUGCGGAGGACACAGCACCUAUUUUACCCCCACCAAGGGCGACUACACGUUUUGA